ACUUCAACGUAAGCUGGCUGCUCGACGAUGGCUCAGCUAAUUUUCUGUGCAAGGUCACCUGCCCUAGCGAAGGAAUCAUGGACGAAGCCAUGGCCAGGCAGCAGUGCAAUGGCACUGGAUGUUGCAGUUACUACAUAUUUCUUUAUGGAUCCCGUACUGUUUCCAGCUUGAACCUCCAGUUCGUAAGGAAUGACGACCCCAAAGCAAAUCCUAAACAGCCUAAUAGCUCUUUGUGGGACAGAAUCAGCGUUGAAAGCGACGGCAUGUGGCUUUCUUGGGUUGUGGCAGAUGAGCCAAGUUGUGCAGCUGCGUCGGUGAACAAGACCAAGUAUGCAUGUGUUAGCAAGCACAGCACCUGCACUGACAAGUUGCCUUCAUACGUCUGCAUGUGCGAACCUGGGUAUUCUGGCAAUCCUUACGUGGCAGAUGGAUGCAUGCGUGAUACAGGGUACAAUCCAGCUCCACGCAAGGCAAAUUGUAGCCGAUCCUGUGGGGACAUCACUGUUCCAUUCCCAUUCGGCCUAGAUGAAGGUUGCUCCGCGAGAAAAGAAUUGCAGCUCGACUGCACUGACAAGAAACUCUUUUGGGGUGAGUUCUUGGAAAGUCACUAUGUUUCACACAUCAAUAUCAGUGAAGGGACCAUGGGAGUUACAAGAACUGAUUCGUAUGUGGCUCCUGGGUAUUUCUACACAAGUUCAGCAAUCAGUCAAGAUUUGAACUGGGUGGUAGCCAAUCUUACCUGCCAGGAGGCACCACAGAAUAUCACCACUUAUGCGUGCAUUAGCCUUAACAGUGCAUGCUUGGGUGUCAACUCAGCAAACGAAGACUCUCAGCAAUAUGUUGGUUACCGAUGCAAAUGCAAGGCUGGCUUUCAAGGGAAUCCAUAUGUCCUAAAUGGUUGCCAAGAUAUUGAUGAGUGUGCAAUGACACCUGGCAUUUGCAGUGGACAACAAUGCCAAAACACCAUAGGAAGUUACCAUUGCACAGAAUGCCCUUAUAAAACACAUUAUGAUUCGACAGUUAUGCGGUGCAUCCACGAAAAAAGAAAAUUAAGUCUUCUAUCAGGUAUCAUGAUUGGGUUUGGUGCUGGAUUUGGAAUUUUACUGCUGGCCUUGUGUGCAACAUUUGCUAUCCUUAGAUGGAGAAGGCACGCUCAAAGGAGACUGCGUAGGCAAUAUUUCCAUCAGAACAAAGGCCUUCUCCUUGAACAAUUAAUAUCAUCUGAUGAAAAUACAAAUGACAAGACAAAAAUCUUCUCCUUGGAAGAGCUAGAAAAGGCAACAAAUAAUUUUGAUGAAACACGGAUCCUUGGUCGUGGAGGGCAUGGCAUGGUGUACAAAGGAAUCUUAUCUGAUCAACGUGUUGUGGCAAUAAAAGUAUCUAAGGUCAUUGAGCAGAGCGAGAUCAAUCAGUUCAUCAAUGAGGUUGCUAUUCUCUCACAAAUAAGCCAUCGGAAUAUCGUGAAACUUUUUGGAUGUUGCCUUGAAACAAAGGUACCAUUAUUGGUAUAUGACUUUAUUUCAAACGGUUCCCUGUAUGAUAUUCUUCAUCCAUCAUUGGAAAGCAAAUUCUCCUUAUCAUGGGAAGACUGCCUGAGAAUUGCUGCUGAAGCUGCAGGGGCACUCUAUUAUCUUCACUCUGCAGCCUCUGUCUCGGUCUUCCAUCGUGAUGUCAAGUCAUCUAAUAUACUCCUUGAUGCAAACUACACAGCUAAAGUUUCAGACUUUGGAGCUUCCAGGUUGGUUCCAAUUGACGAAACACAUGUCGACACACUUGUACAAGGCACAUUUGGCUACUUAGAUCCAGAGUAUUACCAUACGGGUCAACUGAAUGAAAAAAGUGAUGUAUAUAGUUUUGGUGUGGUGCUUGUGGAGCUGCUAAUUAGAAGAAAACCUAUUUUUACAAAUGAGACAGGCUCCACACAGAACUUGUCAAGUUACUUUCUCUCAGAGUUUAAUUCAAGGCCAAUCGAGGAGAUAAUUGCUGCUGAAAUUCGUGAAGAAGCAACAAAGGAAGAGAUUAGCAGUGUUGCCUCCCUCGCCAAGAUGUGUUUGAUGCUUAGAGGUCAGGAUAGACCUACUAUGAAGCAAGUCGAAAUGGCAUUGCACACCCUGCUAACAAAAAGGGCAAAGUACCGCAUUAUUGGUACACGAGAAAACAAUCAUGAUAUGCAGCCGUUGCUAUAUUCUUAACAUAUUCCUAGAGAAAAUUAUGGAGAUUA
This is a messenger RNA of Sorghum bicolor (sorghum), 2221 nucleotides long. RefSeq names its product putative wall-associated receptor kinase-like 16. Gene Ontology annotation, molecular function: calcium ion binding; polysaccharide binding; ATP binding. Gene Ontology annotation, cellular component: plasma membrane. The transcript is spliced from 4 exons. Gene Ontology annotation, biological process: protein phosphorylation; cell surface receptor signaling pathway. The record is from RefSeq and is a predicted model, not a curated record. NCBI's taxonomy places the organism in Eukaryota, Viridiplantae, Streptophyta, Magnoliopsida, Poales, Poaceae. Bases 78 to 2192 code for a protein of 704 amino acids.